CGCAGAUUUGUAUAAAAGAACAGGAGUCGCUGGUCUAAGACAUUAUUCGAUUCGUUGCCUCUAAAGCAAACAGAUCUUCGAAAAUGAAAUUCUUCAUCUUGACUUUGGCUGUGGUUGGCUGUGUGUCUGCCGAAUCGGGCUAUAACUAUAAUGCCCCAGCUCCCGCUCCCGUGAGAUCGUACUCGGCUCCACAGGCUCAUCAGCACUUUGCCGCCUCUGCCCCUGCUCCCGUUUUCCAGCAGGCUGCCUCCGCUCCUGCCCCAGUGAGAACCUAUGUGCCCCCCGCUCCCGCCGCCUCUGCCCCUGUGCAGAGCUUCGCCCCAGCUCCCGCUCCAGCCCCAGUUGCUGCCCCAGCUCCUGCUCCUGUUUUCCAUGCCGCCGAGUCUGCUCCCGCUCCAGUGAGGACCUAUGUGCCCCCAGCUCCAGUCCACCAUGCCGCCGCCUCUGCUCCUGCUCCCGUCCAGACCUUUGCCCCUGCUCCCGCUCCAGUGGCUGCCCCAGCUCCCGCUCCAGUUUUCCAUGCCGCUGAGUCUGCCCCCGCUCCAGUGAGGACCUAUGUGCCACCCGCACCUCAGGUUCAUCAUGCUCCCGCUCCUCAGGUGCACCACCAUGCUCCCGCUCCCCAGGUGCACCACCACGCCCCUGCUCCAGUGCACCACCAUGCCGCCGCCUCUGCUCCCGUCCAGAGCUUCUCUGCCCCAGCUCCCGCUCCCGCUCCAGUGCAAUCCUUCGCACCCGCACCCGCACCUUCCAUCGAGUCCUCCGGUCCAGUGUUCGAGGCCGCCGCUUCCGCCCCCGCAGCUGCCCGUUCCGGAUACGACUACGCCCAGCCCGCGGCCAGCCAGCAGGGAUACAAGUACAAGACCGUCCGUCGCCGUGUGUUCAAGCACCGCGCUUAGGAAUGCUAAUGAUUAUGUUCAAACGAUUAUACAAAACGACAAUAAAAGCGCAGUAAAAAAUUAUGAAAA
Messenger RNA from Drosophila elegans, 968 nucleotides. RefSeq names its product skin secretory protein xP2. The coding region runs from base 84 to 899 and encodes 271 amino acids. The transcript is spliced from 2 exons. Lineage: Eukaryota; Metazoa; Arthropoda; Insecta; Diptera; Drosophilidae. The record is from RefSeq and is a predicted model, not a curated record.